AUGAACAUACGGUCAGCCUACGUCGGUAAUUCCAGGAAGCUGCUCUUGGCUUUCGACCUCGGAACGACUUACAGCGGGAUCUCAUACAGUGUACUCGACCCGGACAUCCCUCCAACAAUACAGCCCGUGACCAGGUAUCCUUCCCUGGAAGGUACUGGUGGCAAUGCGAAAAUCCCGACUGUUAUCUGCUACGAUCAGAAUGGCAAAGUGAGGGCGGCCGGCGCCGAAGCGAUGAGCGAAAACAUCAAUGAUAAGAUCGAAGAGGAGGGAUGGGUCCGAUGCGAAAAGUUCAAACUACACCUCCGUCCUCCUGGCAAGGACGCAAAGUCAGAUAACAUCAACCAAGCCAUUUCGCCGCUCCCUCCCGGCAAGGAUGUCCUUAUGCUCUUUGCUGAUUUCUAUGCGUACCUCUUCCAGUGCGCCAAGACCUUCAUACAAGAAACUCAUCCCAGCGGUGUGACGUUUUGGUCCUCGAUUGAGGAUUCGAUUGAGUUCAUCUUGAGCCAUCCGAACGGAUGGGAGGGAGGACAGCAGGAUCAAAUGCGCAAGGCCGUCGUACAGGGUGGUCUCAUCAGCGAUGACGACAAGAACACGCGUGUACACUUUGUUACCGAAGGAGAAGCUAGUUUGCAUUUCUGUAUCCAGCGAGGUCUUUCGUCGCUUGUAAAGGUUAGCGCCACGUUCUCCUUGCCAAUGCAGUGGGCCUCACAUGAAGGAAUAAUUAUCGUCGACGCCGGAGGUGGCACUGUCGAUAUAAGCAGCUACACUAGUAUUUCAACUAGAGGCGCUGGGAAAUAUUCGUUCCAAGAGAUUGCCACCCCGUUUUGUGACUUUUCUGGAUCAAUUUUUGUCACGCAGCGCGCUCGUACUUUCAUUGACGGAAAGCUGAAAGGCUCUAAAUUUCACGACGAUAUCGGUCAUAUCGCGGAAUGCUUCGACAAGUCUACGAAGCUUCGUUUCAGGGACUCCGCAGAGCCGUCGUUUGUCAAGUUUGGGGGCCUCCGUGAUAGGGACUCUGCAUGCGACAUUCGGUCGGGUCAGCUCAAGCUAAAAGGGACGGACGUUGCGACCUUCUUUGAACCAUCGAUAACUUCUAUUACUAAAGCUAUAGAUGCUCAACGAGCCGCAUCGAAGAAGACUGUUUCGACCGUUUUUCUCGUCGGCGGCUUUGCUGCAAGUGAUUGGCUCUUCCUCAAAAUACAAGAACACACAAAUCUGCUUGGCCUGACCCUCGCUCGACCUGACAGCCAUGUGAACAAAGCCGUUGCUGAUGGUGCCGUGUCAUUCCACCUCGACCAUGCUGUUACCGCGCGCAUGUCCAAGUACAAUUACGGUGUACGAAUGUAUACUGACUAUGAUUGUCUAGACGAAGAACAUGUUCUUCGUCGCUCCGAGACGUUUGUAGACUCUUCCGGAACGCUCUCUUUGGGAGGGCAAUAUAGUGUCAUCCUCGCUAAGGACGUCCUGGUCUCUGAAGAGACCGAAUUCCGUGAGACAUAUUGCAGGCUUGCACGAUCGUUGUCGGACUUGGGCGCCAUCACAACAUCAAUCUGGCGUUAUACCGGGAAAAGGGGGCAUCCGAAAUGGAUGGAUGUUGAUAAAGACGAUUAUUCACAAUAUUGCCGUGUUACAGCUGAUACUUCCGUCGUGGCAAAGUCACUGAAACCUCGACGCUGUUCGGACGGGACCUACUACUACCAAUUGAGUUAUGAUGUCGUGAUGUUGUUCGGGAUGACGGAGCUGAAAGCACAACUUGCGUGGAUGGAAGAUGUGAGUUACAUGGGCUCCGGCUCCACGCGCGCUAUUGAUCUUUAUUUCCCUUGUUUUAGGGCCAAGAGAAGAGGUAUCGCUGUGCUUCUAUUGAUUGAUUCGUCAGGAUAA
This is a messenger RNA of Guyanagaster necrorhizus, 1881 nucleotides long. RefSeq lists its product as uncharacterized. Lineage: Eukaryota; Fungi; Basidiomycota; Agaricomycetes; Agaricales; Physalacriaceae. The record is from RefSeq and is a predicted model, not a curated record. The transcript is spliced from 12 exons. The coding region runs from base 1 to 1881 and encodes 626 amino acids.